Molecule: messenger RNA, 1086 nt
Organism: Sinocyclocheilus grahami
Lineage: Eukaryota; Metazoa; Chordata; Actinopteri; Cypriniformes; Cyprinidae
Gene: ppp1r3g
Product: protein phosphatase 1 regulatory subunit 3G
Exons: 1
Coding region: 51-827 (258 amino acids)
Biological process (GO): regulation of glycogen biosynthetic process
Cellular component (GO): protein phosphatase type 1 complex
Molecular function (GO): glycogen binding; protein phosphatase 1 binding
Source: RefSeq, a predicted model, not a curated record
CAGCUUGUAACUGAUUACUAGACAAACCACCAAUGUAGGACCGCGCAUAAAUGCGCCUCUGGAGUGAUUCUCCUGGAAUGACACGUUCUGUCAUUGGAGACUACAAACCUGGAAUGAUGGACAUAAUGAACGAGGAGCAGAUGGAGAACGGACUGGACUCCGAUGAUGAUCUUCAACCCGAGGAGAUACCCGAGUACCUGAAAGACAGGAGAAGAGCCAAGUCCUUACCUGCGUAUCCAGAGCAGGCGAACCUGUUCCACCAGAUCUCCCAGAACUGCAGGAAACGCGUGAAGUUCGCGGACGCGCUCGGCUUGAAUCUGGCGAGCGUCAAGCACUUCAGCACCAGCGACGAUCCUCAGAUUCCAGCCAAAGUCUUCACCAGGCUGAAGAGCUUCCCUCUCCACAAGGACCGGGAGUUCAUGGAUGACUUGUGCGUGAACAUCAAGUCCUCUUUGGCUCUGGACUAUCUGGUCCCGGCGUUCAAGACGCCCGUGGACACCGGUGACUUGGAGACGCGGCUGACGCGCUGCCGCAUCGCGCUGGAAAGCGUCACGGUCACGCAGUUUGAUGUCCGUGGGAUCAUACGCGCGAUGGGUGGGAGAGAGGUCGGGGUCAGGUAUACUUUCAACGACUGGCUGUCGUUCGUGGAUGCGCAAGCCAACCCCGUGCCCACAGAGCACAAGACGCGCGGAGAGCGCUUCUCCUUCACCAUGUACACGCCUCCUUUCUUAGGUCCGAGCGCUGCUGUGCAUUUCGCCGUGUACAUGAGGGAUGAUAACUCUGAGUUCUGGGACAACAACGAUGGGAUGAACUAUUCCCUGAAGUAGCCUACCACAGUUCGUCAUCCAGCCAGACGCGGUAUGAAGUGAUGCGCUUUUACGCAAGGAUUCAUUACGCGUUCCACCGCGCACUGUUACGUGCUCUCAGAGAGGUUAUAUAGAGUGGACUGACAUGUCCUAGUAUUGAAGUCUGCUUUAAAGAAAUAGUUUAACAAAAAUGAAAAUUCCUUCAUCAUUUAGUCACCCUCUUGUUGUUCCAAACCCGUGUGAUGGUGUUUCUUUUGUGGAAAGAUAUUUUGCAGAAUGU